GAACUCAAAAAAAAUUCUACGGCUACACUCUUUGGUGGGGUUUUAAACCAGAAUUUAUGAAUUUACUCUCCAUUGAAGAUUCGAUAUCUUUCGUUAAUCGUUAUUAGAAAGCUAAACUAGUAAAAAAGUUAUGCUUCUCUAACAGCAGACUUCCUCUGAAUGUCGAGGAAUCGAGCCGCUCAGUAACCCUUUCCUUGUUCGUCUCAGCCUCUGCUUACUCUCAAAACUUUGCAAGGAGCUUUUGAUUUCGCUGCAACAACACUUUGAUCUUCCACGAAGCCCAAGUGGAGUAAAGCCAAGGAGGAUGAUCGGCCUUCCAUCUCCUUUGUGAUGCUAAUAUCAUAUCAGAUAAUGCCGCCUUAGUUUGUAUCUAGAGAACGAAUGAAGGAAUGCAUGCCUGGAUCGAGCCAAUUCCGAACGAAUGUAGAAAUUAGGGUUUGCUAUUCAGCCUUUCUCUAAGUGGGCUCUCCAACAGGAGUGGGCUGCUAACACUAAAUUUUUAACUUCAAGAUUAUUUAAUGUAAUCUUACGUUGCAAUUAAUGACAAUAAUUGCACACUAAAUUGAUAGUUAGGCUGCUUAUAAAUUAUCUGUUAUUUUUACCAUUUUUUGAGAACACAUGGAGCUAAUCAAAUUAUACUGACCCGAUCCUCUCCCGUCAAAUUAUACUUCACUUGUUUUCUUCUCCAUCUCUCUCGCCCUUUGAUUUUACUGUCUCGUCCGUUUCUGGGUUCCAAUAAAAUUCUCUGGCUCUUCACUUCUCUGCGAAUUUUCUUUUUAUCUUAUCUGCCAUUUUCGAUCACAACAAUCCUCACAUUUCCACCUAUUUACCUCUUUUAUACUUUAAUUUUCUCUUUUCUAGCCUAAUUUCGUUGGACUGUGGGGUGUCUCUUGUUUCAAUGGAUACUGUUUAUGCGCAGUACCCAUAUGGAAUUACUGCUCAUUUCAAAAGAGAUUCUGAUUAUAAAAUGGAGUUUUUGGGCUCUUGUCUUUCCCCUAAGGUGGAAAUCUCGAGAGCUGGCUUGUUCGCAACUUCAGGUUUCUCUGUAAAUACCAAGGGAUUGGCAAGUCGAAUAUUUUCUUUGCCUGAUAUUGAUGAUUUCUUUUGGGAUAAAGUCCAAACCCCAAUACUUGAUGCAGUUGAAAACCCUGUCCACUUAAAGAACUUAAGUCUUAAGGAACUGACACAGUUAGCUGAGGAAAUCCGUUCAGAAUUAUCUUCUGUGAUGUCAAAGAGACAGAAAUUCUUCAAGGCCAGUUUGGCAGUGGUGGAACUGACGGUUGCAUUACACUAUGUUUUUCAUGCUCCAAUGGACAAGAUACUGUGGGAUGUCGGGGAACAAACUUAUGCACAUAAAAUCCUGACGGGCAGGCGAUCCCUUAUGCAUACACUAAGGCAAAAGAAUGGUCUAUCUGGCUUUACGUCCCGAUCUGAAAGUGAAUAUGAUCCAUUUGGUGCAGGGCAUGGAUGCAACAGUGUUUCUGCUGGUCUUGGCAUGGCAGUUGCAAGGGAUAUUAAAGGAAAGUGGGAACGUAUUGUUACAGUCAUCAGCAAUGGGACAACCAUGGCUGGUCAGGUCUAUGAAGCAAUGAGCAAUGUGGGUUAUUUGGACUCCAAUAUGAUAGUGAUAUUAAAUGACAGCCGCCAUUCUUUACACCUAAAGACUGAAGAGGGGCUCAAAACAUCCAUAAAUGCUUUAUCGAGUACCCUGAGCAGAAUCCAGUCUAGUAAAUCUUUCCGUAAAUUUAGAGAAGUAGCGAAGGGCUUAACCAAAAGAAUUGGUGGUGGCAUGCACGAAUUGGCAGCCAAAGUUGACGAGUAUGCACGUGGUAUAUUAGGUCCUCCAGGAUCAACUCUGUUUGAAGAACUUGGCUUGUAUUACAUAGGCCCUGUUGAUGGACACAACAUUGAGGACCUAAUUUGUGUUCUACAAGAAGUAGCAUCUUUGGAUCCCACUGGUCCUGUGUUGGUUCAUGUGAUAACUGAUGAAACUUAUGGUUCAGAAAAUAAAGAAAUAAAUGAGAUAGUAGACAAGCAGGGUCAUGAUUCAAGCAGUUGUUCUUCUUUACUAUAUUAUAAUCACUGUCGCACAUAUAGUAAUUGCUUUGUAGAGGCCUUGAUUAUGGAGGCAGAGAAGGACAAAGAUAUUGUGGUAGUUCAUGCAGGAAUGGGAAUGGAUUCGUCACUUACACUAUUUCAAGAAAAAUUUCCAGAGAGGUUUUUUGAUGUUGGAAUGGCUGAGCAGCAUGCAGUUACAUUUUCUGCUGGCCUUUCAUGUGGGGGCUUGAAGCCCUUUUGCAUAAUUCCAUCUACCUUUCUGCAGAGAGCUUAUGAUCAGGAAAUGAAAGUCGUGAUAUUCUGGAGUGUCCUCUUUAUGGCAUCUUUAGGUUGUCCCUUGAUGUUGAUCAGCAGAAGAUUCCAGUGCGUUUUGUUAAACAUGAUUAAUGAAGAUACUAAGCCGGAUACUAAGAAGCCAUACCUUUGGCAAACACUAUGCUUUCCUCAAAGCUUGGAUCCUCUCCUCUUCUCUUCUUCUCCUCCAAAGACCAAACCAAGGGUUCAAGGAAAAAUCCCCUCUAAGAUUGGACAGGGAAGAAUUCUUGUGGAGGGAAAAGAUGUUGCACUACUUGGUUAUGGGGUUAUGGUCCAGAACUGUCUUAACGCUCAGGCUCUUCUUUCGAAGCUUGGAAUUGAAGCAACUGUGGCCGAUGCAAGAUUCUGCAAGCCCCUUGACAUUAAGCUUCUGAGACAGCUUUGUGAAAACCAUGCCUUCUUGAUCACAGUUGAAGAAGGCUCUAUAGGGGGAUUUGGAUCACAUGUGGCACAGUUUCUUUCUCUUGAUGGACAGCUUGAUGGGAGCACUAAGUGGCGACCAAUCAUUCUACCAGACAGUUACAUAGAACAUGCAUCUCCAAAUGAACAGCUUGCUCUUGCUGGACUGACCGGACAUCACAUUGCGGCCACAGCCUUAACUCUGCUUGGCCGUACCCGUGAAGCUCUCCUUCUCAAGUGCUAGGAAUCUGUCAAUAUCUUCCUCUGUACAGAUAGUAGAGGAACAUAUAUAUAUAUAUAUAUACAUACAUACAUAUAUUUAUAUAUGUAUAUGAAUUGAAAGUUGAGGUUUUGUGUGAAAGAAAGAUUCUAACCACUGGUGAAUCCUCCUUCCGGACUUAUCGUUUGCAUUAUCAAAUCUUACCGUUUUAAUUUUUGGCAA
Messenger RNA from Carica papaya (papaya), 3214 nucleotides. Lineage: Eukaryota; Viridiplantae; Streptophyta; Magnoliopsida; Brassicales; Caricaceae. The record is from RefSeq and is a predicted model, not a curated record.